Molecule: messenger RNA, 3453 nt
Organism: Cinara cedri
Lineage: Eukaryota; Metazoa; Arthropoda; Insecta; Hemiptera; Aphididae
Source: the annotation of a GenBank genome assembly
CGCAUGCGCAUUAUAGUUCGUCGGCCGUUCGCACUUUUUCUCCUCGCCAUCAAGUGACGGUGUCUUUUUUUUUUAAACCACGUUGGAAAUUUUUUCCUCUGUCCAUAUUUUAUUUAUCCAGUAUAUAGUUUGCUAGUUAUUCGGAUUAAAUAGUUUCGUUUUAUUUGCUAAAUAACACAUUAUGGCUGUUGGUAAAAACAAGGGACUGUCUAAAGGCGGCAAGAAGGGCCUGAAAAAGAAGAUGUAAGUAUACAAUGAGUUGAUGUAAGCUACUUGUAUGUUUGCUUAACUACAUUAUUUCGAUAUUUUCAACACGUUGUAUUUUGCGUUUAGCAUUGAUCCUUUCACACGAAAGGAUUGGUAUAAUGUCCGUGCUCCGUGCAUGUUCACAAACCGUGAUAUUGGUAAAACACUGGUCAACCGUACACAGGGAACAAGUGAGUGAUUAUAGUUAACUAUAAAAUAAUUAUAAUAUUUAUUAAUAUUGAAUCAUUUUCUUUAAAACUACGUUUAAAAAAUAAUAAUAACAUUAUCUUUCAUAAAAAAUCUCAAAAUAGUUUAUUGAAAAUGUGAUUGUUUGAUAAUAGAUAAUUUGGAAUACCUAAUUGAAAAUAAUUGGUAGGGUCUUAAAUAUUGUUAAAUCUCUUUAUAUAAAGGUUGUUUACAUGUUUUAUAUUAUUGAUAUUCAUUUUAGAAUAAUGAACAUAUAAAGUGUUUAAGUCUUACAAUAUAUCGUAUAUCUUAAAACAAACUUGUAUGUUUAUAGAUAGAUAUAAAUUUUGAAUUGAGAAUACCUUUUGAUCUUUUGUGUGUAUGAAUAAUUAGUUUAAAGAAUUAAAACUAAUUUAUUUUACGGCCCAAUCUCAUUUUUCAAAUUUUAUUUUUCCAAAAUGUGUGUUUUUAAAUGCCCACUUUUAAAGUUUUUAUAUACAAACCUUUUAAAAAUAGAAUUUUUGGAAUUAAUCUAAAAUGUAAUCAAAAUCAUUUUUGUUUAUUAUUACUUUUAGAAGUAAUGCCAGAAUCUAGUUUAAUUUUAGAGUUGCUAAUGUUCUAACGCGUGUUUUGCUAUAGUAACUUUGAUAAUUUUAACUAGAAAUAACCCUUGAUUUAUUGUACUAAACCAUGUCAGAUAGAACACAAAGUAUCAUUAAUGCCGUUAAUAUAAAUAAGUAGGUACUUAUUUCAGAAUUAAGAUCAGUAACCAUACUUAAUGUUUUUUUAUCCGAUAGCUAACUGCUGUCACAUGUCAUACCUAAUUAUUAUUAUAAUCUACAUCUGUUUGCAUCAUUAGCACAUCAUGUUUGAACGUCUGGCAGGGUCACACAAACAUUCUGCACUUCUAAAUCUGUAAACCAGAUUAGGUGUUACUCAACGUUCUGUAUUGUUUAUAGACCUUACAACUAACUAUUUAAACCUCUUCAACUGACAGAAAUAUCAAUUACUACAAUAAUAAUAAUAAAAAAAUGUAUUCAUUUUUUACCAUAUUUUGAAUUAAUUCUAAAAAUGCUAUAUUUCAAGGUUUAUGAAAAAGCUUUAAAAGAAAAUAUGAUGGGUAAGUUAUGGUUAUAACUAUAGAUUAAGCAUUAAAAAAACAUUUUUGAAGAUGUUAAAUUCUAACUAAGAAGUACGCGAAACAGAAAACAGAUAAGUUUUAUGAGGUUUUCCUCCAUAACUUCCAAAUGAAGUCUGUCAAACUUUUUUUUCAUUCUCAAUGUACACGCAAAAAACACAUUUUGAAAAAAAAAAAUAUUUUAAAACCUAGUUUGGGCUGUCUCAAUCCCUGUAUUUCUUAUUAGACACAAUGAUCAAUCAGAUAAGAUUGUCUCUUGAUGUAUUCAAUGAUCAGUUUAGUGUUACACCAGAUUAAAAACUGUAUGAAGAAUACUCAGAUUAUUAAUUGCUUUGUUUAUAAUUACCUAUGUUAAACCUAGAAUUUUAAGAUGUAAUUUUAUUGAUAUUUGCUAACCUUAUUCUACAUACUGUAUUUUACUUGGGAGGAUUUCUGUAUUUCCCAGGUUGCCAUCUGAAUUAUACCUAUCAAAAAUCUAUUAUAAAGCUCAAAUUGAUAAUGAAGUAUUUUUGUAUGGUUGCUAACCCACUGUAAUCAGUUUCAACAAAGAUAUUAGUUUAAUACUUAACUUGUAGCUGAUAACUUAUUUUCGGCUAUCUAAAAAAAUGUAAUACAUUUUUUACCAGUAACUUUUAAUUAAUUGAUAACAUAAAUCAAAAAGGAGAUAACACGCUGGUUUCAAAAAGGUUCAGUAAAAAGCUUAAUAAUUUUUGAAGGGAUCAUAAAACGGUUUACCAUUUAUUCUAGAUAAUGAACUCAUUUCCGCAUAGCAUUUUAUUAUAUAAGACAGUGGUUCUCAACUUUUUUAGUUGUAUGGUUCACCAAUUUAUGUAAUUAUCUCACUAAGCUUAUAUACAGGUAAAAAAUAAAUAUGUAUAUAUGUGUGUAUGUGUAAUUUGUUAUGUAAUACUGGUUUUACUUAUUUUGUUGUUUUUUUUUUUUUAUUAUUAUUGUAUAGAAAUUGCAUCUGAAGGUCUAAAACACCGUGUUUUUGAAGUAUCUCUUGCUGAUUUGCAAGAAGACGAUGGAGCCGAAAGGAGUUUCCGUAAAUUUAAGUUAAUCGCUGAAGAUGUUAAAGGCCGAAAUGUCUUAACAAAUUUCCAUGGAAUGGACCUUACUACUGACAAAUUGCGUUCAAUGGUAAAGAAAUGGCAAACACUCAUUGAAGCUAACGUUGAUGUGAAGACCACUGAUGGAUACUUAUUACGUGUAUUCUGUAUUGGAUUUACAUCCAAGGAUCAAUUGUCCGCAAGGAAAACGUGUUAUGCUCAGCAUACUCAGGUAAAACAAUAUUUUUAACACUUAUGAUUUGUUGUACAAAUAUUUAAUAUUUUUAGUUUGUGUACUUAUAACUAUGUAUAUAUUAUUAUAUCUAGGUGAGAGCCAUUAGGAAAAAGAUGGUAGAAACUAUUUCCGAAGAAAUAGUAAAAUCUGACUUGAAAGAAGUAGUAAACAAACUACGACCUGACUCGAUUGCUAAAGAAAUUGAAAAGAAAUGCCAAAACAUUUAUCCAUUACACGAUGUUUUCAUUCGCAAGGUAUUUAAGAAUGAAUUUCAAAUUUGACAGUUUUUAUAAAAGUUGACCAUUUUAUUUAUUUAGGUUAAAGUUUUGAAGAAACCGCGUAUGGAUAUUGGUAAACUGAUGGAAUUCCAUAGUGAUGAAGGUGUGACCACAGUUAUUGACGAAGAAACAGGUGUACAAGUAGACAGGCCUGAAGGUUACGAGCCUCCAGUUCAAGAAUCUGUUUAAUUUGUGGAUUUUUAUAAAUAUAACAUUGAGUUCUAUUCUAUUGUUUUGUUCUAUUAUUUUCUCUAUUUGACUGAUACCGGGUUUACUAAACAAUAAUUGAAUGAUGUAAUAUAUCAUUUUUAAUUUAAACUA